This is a messenger RNA of Gallus gallus (chicken), 4746 nucleotides long. RefSeq lists its product as uncharacterized. NCBI's taxonomy places the organism in Eukaryota, Metazoa, Chordata, Aves, Galliformes, Phasianidae. The transcript is spliced from 3 exons. The coding region runs from base 3682 to 4500 and encodes 272 amino acids. The record is from RefSeq and is a predicted model, not a curated record.
GGGCCAGAGAAAGGGAUAAAAGAUCCUUUCCCUCUCUUUAUUGAUAUUGUUGAGAGUGCUCAUCAGAAAAAUAGAAUUUCCCAUAAAUUUAGUCAUCCAAAAAACUGAACGAUAGGUCCUUUCCCAAAACUGGUCAAUUGCAUUUUAUUUUUCAGGCAUAAAUGUUUUAGAACAUGAACAAACCCUUUUUUAAUUUUAAUUUUUAUUUUUAAAUCUACUGUAAGAGGUACAGAUUGCCCAAGGUUGGAUAGUGGUAAUGUAUAGUUUCCAAUAUCUAAUAUGAUUUAAAACUGUCUCCAUUAUCUUCACUAGACCUUCAAGUGCACUCUUAAAAUAUAGUUUCUCUUAUUUGAGGCAAGAGCCAACACACAGCUGUCCCUUUAAACUACAUUUUUCCUCCCUUCAACACUCAUUUGCCAGCAGUCAAAAUACUGAUAAUGGCUUUACCAUUUCUGCACUGCAGUCUUUGAUUCACAGUCAACUCCUUUUCUUGUAAACGUCCACUUGUCUGUAGCAGGCUAUCAGCUGCUCAGAGCCAAUACCUAGUUCAUUCUGCCACGUGCCAACAUGCAUGUGCCAAUAUUAUGUCAAGAAUUUGUAAUGUUGCCAUAUCAAGGUAGGCAGUGCUCACAUGUAGUACCAGGUAGUAGUUUCUCUUUCCUUAGCUCAUGCUAUAUACACACUAUAUGUUACAAUGGCCUGACUCAUUCUGCAGUAUCUCUACCAGGCCAUGGUGUAGGAUACCGCGGUUCUAUGCCUAUUAGAUGUUGUUUUGCUCCUCAUCUCACGUGUCUGAAAAUUGUUCUCCUUUAGACUCUGAUGUUGAAAACUUACAGUUAUUUGUCUGACUUGAGAGCACUUUAUUCAUACUGAAUUAUGUAGAUGCUGCUUCAAGUAGAAAAAGGAGAAAAAAAGAACUUGUAAGCAUAGCUAAGCCAGAGCUAUAUGGCAGUGGCAUAAAAUCAACAAGUACAUAGCAAUCUGUUUCCCAAUCAAUAAAGUAUUAAUCUUCUGCUAUAUGUGGUAUUCAUUAUUAUUAUUUCUUUUUUCGGUUUCUUCUUUCCUGACUGCUUUUACUGGAGUGUGGAAUUGGUUUAGUUUCUGUCUUUUCACUUAAAAUUAGCUGUUUCCUUCUCUAUUUCUACACUGCACAUGGCUGAUACAGGUUCUUGGUAAUACUUGGAUUCCCAUAAAUAGAAAUAGGUUUCACUGCCUCAAAUAAAAUAUAUAAAGGAGAGGAGAGGGACAGAGAGAGGACCACAUGCACACAUGUAUUUAUAUAGGUCCACUGUUAUUUAUGAUGCUCUAAAAAUGUGCACUGAAUUAUUAGAAAUUAGCCCAUUAAUAAAUGCUAAUGGCCUUAAAUUUUUAAAUGAAAACAAUCACCAAAUGCAGUCAUGUCUGUGGGGCUUACCUUUUAUUUUUGUUGUGUGAAAUGACAUUCAGCAAAUUGCAAGAAGGUGGUUCAGGCCCUUUAAUCAGUCUUGUCUAAGCAAUGUUCUAGCUUAAUUACAAAGUGACACAAGAAUUAUCAGGCAGAGCCUUAAAGCACAGUGCAGACACAGUGAUCACGAUAAUCCCAAUCUUCUAUCCUUAACAUUUAGGAAAAUGAAAUUCUGCUCUGACUCACCAACUAAUUAUAUUUUUAGAAAUACCAACUGAAUUAUUUAUUUCUCCUGCAGUAAAUACACCACAGUCAAUUCUGAAACUGAGCAUUUUCAUUUCAGAGUAGUAAUAAGAAAUAAAUGUGAUUACUAUAAAUAGUUGGAAUAAAAGUUAUAUUAGAUUGAUAUUUCCUAGUCUCUCUGCUACCAGCUACUGAUGUCUGAACAUAAAUGCAGCAAUAUUCUGCACAAUCUGGGUGACCUAUGCUCGUGAUAGAUGAAAUCCAAUUUGAAUAGCAGCCAGGAAGGGCUACAAGAAUGAACUGCAUGUAUCUAUGCAGAUCAUGGAGGAGAUAAGACAGCGGCUCAAAGUCAAGUGACUACAUUUGAUUCGUGAACAGCAGAAAGCAAAUUUUUCAUUACCAGAUAGUGGGAAUUAAAAGGCUGCUGCUUUGUAGUGGAGAGGCUUCCAGGACAGCCAGGAACCAAAGUGGGGAAAGGUUAUGCUGUUAAAGUUUUAUCAGUAUUUUAAAGAGCAUGCAUAACAUGAUUGCCUGGGAUACCAAAGUACUGGGAAAAUGAACCAGAUGGUCAACUCCAUUCCUCGUUGCUAACAUUUGAUUUACUGCAGGAAAAUCAUGGUACAAACUCUAGUGCAAUUCAAUUUUGUUUAAUAAACUUUAGAGGAUGGCACAGUGGUGUCUCAUGCCCUGAAUGUAUGCUGCUGUGCUCGCCAUUGUCCCAAGGGAGCAGGAGGGAGGAUGCUGUUCAGGCCUUCUGAAAAGUGAGGUUGGUGCCCUAUUACCACCCAUAGUACUUAAGACUGAAGUUCUUCAAUCACUGCCCAAUAGCGAGAAAACUCUCAGAAAGAGCAUGCUUAAAAUACACUGACAAGCCUUGCAUUUUCACUGCUAACGGAUAUUUCUCUAGACAUAUUUCUCAGUGUCAGAAUUUUCAUUCUACGACAAGUACAUGUAGUAAGAGGAAGUUCUCAGCUUUUCCCUGGACUGCUGCUUUUAAAAUCCAGGCAUGUUUUCAGUAGAUGAUUUUGCAGGCAACAGACAAGUCUCCACUGUUUCAGAGACCAGUGCUCCAGACCCAUCACUCAUGUGAAGGAUGAAAUCUAGACACCCUCCUUUCUCUUUUGCUCGUCUCUUGGUUUUCUGAAAAGAAGAUGUGUGAGCUAAGACUGAGGGAGAGCUAUGACCAUGUCAGUGAAAUGGGUGUCUCAUCACAGUAUAAUUUUAUUGCAGUAUCUUAGUGCAUGCAUGUUCAAUUUAUGUUUUCACCCUCCCAGUGAGUAUUUUCCCAGGCCCUCUUGAUGGUGGAAGUGGCUCAGGGCAACCAUAGAAGCAUUAGGAGAUGAGGUGAAGUGGUGAAGUUCUUCGAGAUCUAUGCUUUCAAAGAGUUCACAGAACCCAUCAUGACAGGAGGAGAGGUACCAGUUUAGACUCAGCUUACGCGACCAACAGUUUCAGAAUUGUAAGUGAUUUAUAGGCUGCUUCAACCCAGUUCCAUGACUAAUGGGGUGGGGGAAACCACAGACUCAUGCCCUAGGAGAAAAGAAAGGGGGAAAAGGGAAAGGGCAGGCAGUUGGGGUGAAUGACACAAUGGAACAACUCAGCUAAGGAGAAAGGGGUCACACACCAGGUACAGUGCUGCACAAAGCUGUUUCAGUUUGAAGAAGAUUCAUUUAAUUACCCAUUAAAAAAGAACCGGGGUAGUGAGAACUACAAGCAAACAAAAACCACUUUCCCAUUCUAACUUGUGUCCAACUCAGGUACGUGAAGUAAGGAUGGCAGCAGCACAUCUCGGGGAUGGUCCCCAAACUGGUAUAUGUGUUCACUUGUUGUCAAAGCUCCAAUGUGAUGUAUUUUUUGAUUCUACUCAAGUUAUGUGCAUAACUCCUCCCAUCCCCAUGCCGGGGGCUACUGCCAGCCUACUUCCAUGUGGGCUGUGGGGCUGUGACCUCACAGAGCGAUCCCCACCAGCCGGACUAUGACCUCAUGGCUCUGCCCAUGUAAGACAGCGGCCAGCACUUUGUCUCUCCCAGUGCGGUCGUGGCCAGCUUUGAGCGAUGGUUGUCGACAGCGUUCUCCUUGUCCCCAGCCUCCUGCUCUUGGUGGCUGGGGUGUCUCUGCUCACCGCUUUCUGGCGCCGACAGGGUUCUGACCGGCGCCGGCAAUGGUGGAGAUGGUGGCAGCACGUGGUAGCAUCGGAGUCAGGUGCUGAGAGGCAGACAGGCAGGCGCGGGAGCCCCCUGUGCAGGCCAUGUUGCUCCCAGCAGCAAGCAUCACCAUGGCAGGGCAGUCACAUCCUGCCCCAACUCAUCCAGCCAGGAAAGACCCGGCCUUUGUUGCAGCGUAACCUGUGCCCCUCUCUUCACACCGACUCUGCCACUGGUACCACGAGGCCUGCAGGGAAACCUGGAAGGCUUCCCAGACAGGACCAGCGCCCGCAGGUUCUGGUGGCACAUGGGACCCCCAGGAUGCUCAGUCAGCGUUCGAGGCUAGGCAGUGGAGUUCAGGACCUGCCUCCUGAGAUCCUCAGCUGCACAAAGCCACCGGUGAAAGGGAUGGUCUUUCAGGAGGGCCUUGUUCAAACAGAGGAGAGAAAGCGCUGGUGGGAAUACAAGACCAAGAGGCCUAUUUGGCCUAUGCGCCCCCCAGCACUUCCCAGAGGGCACAAGAAAGCAGGAGCAGCAGCAAGACCAUCACGAGGACCAGCUUUGAGCCUGGGGAAAAAAGCAGACAGCCAAACUGAAACCUGCCAGCCCUUCAACUCUGGCUUCAGCGGCAGCAGAAGCACAGAGCAAUCGGACAGGCUCGCUAUGGAAAGGCUGUACCGGCAGCUCCUGGUGUCCCUGAAAUGGCCCAAGACCAAGAACAAUUGCUAAAAAGUCAGGCAGCGGAUCUGAAGAACAUCCUCCCUGUAACCUCUUCCUGCACACAGCCACCAGUGAAAGGGACGAUUGUGCAGGUGAACAUCCUUCAAACAGAGGAGGGGAAGUGCUGAUGGAAGAGCAUACCAACAGAGAACUGGAUCUCAGCCCUAAGAUCAUUGUUUGCAUCACACUAUUUCAGUUGGAGGUCUUUCGCAGUUUUAAAAAGAUAGUUUAAUAAAUGACUUGCUAGUCUUCAGA